AUGUCUGCAUGUGGGCUGCCAUCUCUGUGGAGGCUCUGGACAUUUCUGGGCUGUGCGGCUGCCAUCCAUCGUCGCUCGCCGGGAUUCUGGCUAAUGGCUAACACCGACACUCCAGGCUACUCCACCGUCAUCUCCACACCGCUUCGGAGUUUCCAUUACAUCAGCACUCCCUCUGGUCAACUCCAACUACCUCACCGACCCCGCUACAUCCACAGAGGAUCUGGUCGCCGGUUUGUUUUGUCCAAACACGACGAUCCUGGUAACUCUCACCGAGCCAUUACAUCCCUCUGGUCGGCUGGUUGGCUGGUCGCACAACAAUGGCGUCAUCAGAACGCCGCUACUACAACCGCUAAAGUCAGGAGCGUGUAUGGCCGGGUGGAUAGAAAACCCGGAGUGGACUACAGCGUCCUGCGCCCCCUAAACGGACCGGACUCCGCAAGCCAUUCCACACUGGAACUACUCAACGUUCAGUCACUCACAAACAAAGCCGGACUCAUCAACGACCACAUCACAGACAAACAAAUUGACAUUCUCUGCCUUACAGAAACCUGGCAACAGCCUGAGGUCUACUCUCCCCUCAAUGAGGCCUGUCCCCCUGGGUACAGCUACCUCAGCAAGGCCAGGACUACCGGUCGGGGGGGUGGCCUCGCUGUUUUUCACCGCAGCACCAUUCAAACCUCUCUACUGUCUGCCCCACCCUUCAACACUUUUGAACACCUGGUUUUUAAUUGCAAACACAUCACAUCGCAUAACACCACCUCUGCAACCAUAGCACUCAUUUAUCGCCACCCCAAACCACAUCCAUCAUUCCUCUCUGAAAUUCAUGACUUUCUCAUCUCACUUUGCACCUCACACUCAAACGUUCUGGUUCUGGGGGACUUCAACAUCAAAUGCACUCACUCUCCUGCAAACUGGCUGCUGAAUUCAAACAGGGUCUGGACUGCCUCAAUCUCCAUCAAUCCGUUGUUGGACCCACCCACACAAAGGGCCACACACUGGACCUGGUCAUCACAGACUCCAUCCACAUCUCAGACCUUCACGUCCAGGACAUUGGCAUCUCAGACCAUUAUGCAGUCACCUUCAGGACCCCUCUACCCUCCCCCCUCACCAAACCACAGCACCUUAUAUCAUUCAGAAAUUUCAAGAACAUUGACUCCACCUCCUUCAGUCAGCAUCUCCAGCUCCUCUCUCCUCCUCCAAACACAUCACUUACUGAUCUCAUGGACUACUACAACCACAAUCUUCACUCUAUCCUUGACUUUCAUGCUCCUCUGA
Molecule: messenger RNA, 1275 nt
Organism: Xyrichtys novacula (pearly razorfish)
Lineage: Eukaryota; Metazoa; Chordata; Actinopteri; Labriformes; Labridae
Source: the annotation of a GenBank genome assembly